Messenger RNA from Aspergillus affinis, 927 nucleotides. RefSeq names its product alpha/beta-hydrolase. Bases 1 to 927 code for a protein of 308 amino acids. Lineage: Eukaryota; Fungi; Ascomycota; Eurotiomycetes; Eurotiales; Aspergillaceae. The transcript is spliced from 3 exons. The record is from RefSeq and is a predicted model, not a curated record. Gene Ontology annotation, biological process: proteolysis. Gene Ontology annotation, molecular function: serine-type peptidase activity.
AUGUCAUCAAGUCCGAAAUUCGACCCCUUUAACAUCAUCUCGACAACCUACAAGACAGUCUCCCAGCAUGAUAUCGCCGUCAAUGUCCUAGUACCCAAGAAAAUAACAUCUGCGGGCAAAUAUCCUGUCAUUAUUCGCUUCCAUGGAGGCGGUUUUGUAUCAGGAUCAAGUCUGUUUCCAGACUGGUUUCCGAAAUGGCAGGCUGAAUUGGCCCUGCAGCAUAAUGCUAUCAUUGUGCUUCCCAAUUAUCGUCUCCUUCCGGACUCCACCGGCAUGGAUAUCAUGGAAGACAUCGAUCAUCUAUGGGCCUGGGUCACGUCCAAAUUGGCAGACACUUUGCGUGAUCAUUUCUCUGGCAUUGAGCCCGAUUUGUCUAGAAUAAUGACUGCAGGUGAAAGUGCAGGCGGCUACCUAAGCGUGCAACUUUCUCUCAACCACCCCGACGCCAUCAAGUCCUGUAUUUCCGAAUUCCCCUGCAUCGACCUGAAAUCCGCACCAUUCACAGCGCAACAUUCCAACCCACGAGCGCCCCCUUCUUUAGUCCAAGAUUAUCUUGCAAACAAAGAAGAUAAGAACUCUAUUCUGUCGUCUGAUAUCACCAUCUCUCGCUUCCCGUUCGCGUUUUCAAUGAUGGACAAUUCACGGUUCUUGGAGUUCUUCGGGACCGACGAGAGAUUGUUCCCCUUCGAGAGGGUAUCUCGUGGGGCGAAGAUCCCGCCGUUGUUUCUCAUUCAUGGGCUGGAUGAUGAUAUCGUCCCGGUUCAGGGAAGUCGGGAUUUCACGGCAUUGCUGCAGGAAAAGCAGCCUUCUGCUAAAGUGCAUCUGUCUACACCCCCUGGUGGUCAUGGAAUGCAUGAACCGUGGAGUCAGAAUCAUGAUGCGAUGAAAGAAGGGUUGGAGUUGGUUACUCGCGCUUGGCUGGGGUAG